Messenger RNA from Brachypodium distachyon (stiff brome), 2861 nucleotides. Its product is annotated as subtilisin-like protease SBT5.3. The record is from RefSeq and is a predicted model, not a curated record. The coding region runs from base 328 to 2679 and encodes 783 amino acids. Gene Ontology annotation, molecular function: serine-type endopeptidase activity. Lineage: Eukaryota; Viridiplantae; Streptophyta; Magnoliopsida; Poales; Poaceae. Gene Ontology annotation, biological process: proteolysis. The transcript is spliced from 11 exons.
GGACCUGACAAUGUAUACAUGUGGAUGCUUGUCCAUGUCAUAUGUUGCGCCGAUUUCGUGGAUCUUGAGAACCCUGCUUGCACGUUGCCCGCAUGUGGAGGCUCAUCAGUUUCCCUACGCGUGCAUGCGGCAUGCCUAGCUGGUUAUCUUGUCUAAUUAUCUGACGUCGGGUGGUACUGUUCCUCCUGGAGAAGAUAAAUAAAUAGUCGAUCCAGUAAACACUUCGCUACCGAGCAGCAGUUUGACGACCUUGCAUGGCGUCUAUAAAUCCAAUGGCGCGAGUAAGAGGAGAGGGCCAGAGGGGGCAGUGCAAGUGCAAAACGCUCAAUGGGGAGGGGAUCAGGCCGCGUUUUGUUGCUCGCCUUGGCGCUCUUCCUCACGCUGCAGAUCACACCGGCGUCCGCUGUCCCAAAGAGUUAUUGCGUCUUCUUCGAUGACCUGGCUUCUGCAUCUUCUCUGCUAAAUGGACUCACUCCAGUGUUCAGCAUAUUGUAUCGCUUGGACGACAUCAACGCGAUCGUGUUGCUGAUCAGCGAUAGUUUGGUACCAGGCCUCCUAAAGCUCCCUGGGGUGCUGGCCGUGAUCCCUGACAAGCUUUACAAGCCCCAGACGACACAUUCCUGGGAGUUCCUUGGGCUCGAGUCAGGUGGCAAAACAAACCCUGAGUGGGGGCAAACUGCCAAGUAUGGUCAGGGAGUCGUCAUUGCAAACGUCGACACGGGUGUAUGGCCAACAUCUGCGAGCUUCGGAAACGAUGGCCUGGAAGCCCCGUGGAGAUGGCGCUUCGGCGACAGAUGCGACCGUGGCAAGGACCCCACCUUUAGAUGCAACAACAAGCUGAUCGGCGCGAGGUUCUUCAGCGAGGCCGUCCAGGUGGAGAGCUUCCAGGACGGCACCAGCGGCAAGCUGAACAAGACGGACCUGAGCUCGCCGCGGGACUACGUCGGGCACGGCUCCCACACGCUGUCGACCGCCGGCGGCGGCUUCGUCCCCAACGCCGGCGUCUUCGGCGGCCACGGGAACGGCACGGCCAAGGGCGGCUCGCCGCGGGCCUACGUGGCGUCCUACAAGGCAUGCUUCCUGCCCGACACCUGCUCCAGCAUGGACGUCCUCACGGCCAUUGUCACGGCGGUCCACGACGGCGUGGACGUGCUCUCGCUCUCCAUCGGCGCGCCGCCCUCGGACCUGUUCACCGACCUCCUCGCCAUUGGCGCGUUGUACGCCGUCCGGAACGGGGUCGUCGUUGUCGCCUCCGCCGGUAACGACGGCCCGGUGCCCGGCUCGGUCAGCAAUGUGGCUCCAUGGAUGCUUACCGUCGGUGCCAGCACCAUGGACAGAGACUUCCCGGCUCAAGUCACCUUCGGAGCCACCAAUACCACAAUCAAGGGACGAAGUCUAUCAAACAGCACUCUGGCUGCCGGCGAGAAAUAUCCGAUGAUCAGCGGGGAGAAGGCCAGUGCCACAGAAUCUACUGACAACUCGACCUUGUGCUUUCCUGGCUCCCUGGACCAGGCAAAGGUGAAGGGGAAGAUCGUUGUGUGCACCAGAGGCGUGAACGGCAGGAUGGAGAAGGGGCAGGUUGUGAAGGAGGCCGGCGGCGUCGGCAUGGUCCUCUGCAACGACGAGAGCACCGGGGAGAGCACCGUCGCGGACCCGCAUGUCAUCCCGGCGGCGCACUGCUCCUUCUCCCAGUGCAAGGAUCUCUUCGCCUACCUCCAGUCUGAAUCAUCGCCGGUCGGAUUCAUCACAGCAAUGGAUGCACAGCUUGGUGUGAAGCCGGCACCGGUGAUGGCGGCCUUCUCGUCCCGUGGGCCAAACACCAUCACUCCUCAGAUCCUCAAGCCUGACAUCACGGCGCCAGGCGUCGAGGUGAUCGCGGCGUACAGCGAGGGGGUCUCGGCGACCGGCCUGCCUUCCGACGACCGUCGUGCCCCCUACAACAUACUGUCCGGCACCUCCAUGUCGUGCCCCCACGUGGCGGGCAUCGCCGGCCUGCUCAAGGCCAAGUACCCGAAAUGGAGCCCCGACAUGAUCAAGUCCGCCAUCAUGACCACCGCAAACAACAACAGCGGAGAGAUCCAGGAAGAGAGCGGCGCGGCGGCCACGCCGUUCGGCUACGGCGCCGGGCACGUGAACCCGCUCAAGGCCCUGGACCCGGGCCUGGUGUAUGACAUCACGCCGUACGAGUACGCCAGCUUCCUCUGCUCAACCACGAAGCCCAGUUCCCUUGUCGACGUCCUGGGUCUGGGCGCCCUGCUCCCAAUCCCUGCAUUCUUCCGCCUCAUCUCUCUGCUCGCCGGCGUCGUCAGCCCCUUCCAGUGCAGCAGCCGCUUCCGCCCCGAGGACCUCAACUACCCGUCCAUCACCGCCGUCUGCCUCUCAGCUCGCAACCCGGUCACGGUGAAGCGCCGGGUGAUGAACGUGUUGGACGCGAAGACGCCGAGCAUGUACAGAGUCACUGUCAUGCAGCCGCCGGGGAUCAAGGUCACCGUGGAGCCUAGCACGCUGAGCUUUGGUAAGAUGUACGAGGAGAAGGGGUUCACCGUGACGCUGGAGGUCUACGACGACGCCGCCGCGGCCGCCGACUACGUCUUCGGCAGCAUUGAGUGGUCCGACCCUGGCACGGGCGGGAGGCAUCGCGUCCGGAGCCCCAUCGUGGCCACAACCAAGUGUGGGUAGGCAAGGACGAUCGGGUACGGCCAUAGUUGAAGUUGGAACUAGCAAUAGAAUUGAACACCUAGUGCUGUCCUGUCAUGCUAAAGUUGUCCACUCGUAACCUGUAAGGGUGCGAGGAAUAAAGCUGCGCCGGUAGCAACGAUGAGCUACUGUAGUGGAUUGAGGAAGACAAAAUUUAGGCGGAU